This is a messenger RNA of Neolamprologus brichardi, 2944 nucleotides long. It is a transcript of the gene mat2ab, whose product is annotated as methionine adenosyltransferase 2Ab. The record is from RefSeq and is a predicted model, not a curated record. Gene Ontology annotation, biological process: S-adenosylmethionine biosynthetic process. Gene Ontology annotation, molecular function: methionine adenosyltransferase activity; ATP binding. Lineage: Eukaryota; Metazoa; Chordata; Actinopteri; Cichliformes; Cichlidae.
AUGAUGAACGGACAGAUUAAUGGUUUUCAUAACUCCCUCAUUGACGAGGACUGCUUCUUGUUCACCUCGGAGUCCGUCGGAGAAGGACAUCCCGACAAAAUCUGUGACCAGAUAAGCGAUGCCGUUUUGGACGCCCAUCUGAAGCAGGAUCCAGAUGCCAAAGUUGCAUGUGAGACCAUUGCCAAGACUGGGAUGAUCCUACUGGCAGGUGAGAUUACCUCACGGGCAACGGUGGAUUACCAGAAAAUUGUUCGUGACACUAUCCGCCAAAUUGGAUAUGACGACUCCUCCAAAGGUUUUGACUACAAGACCUGCAAUGUUCUUGUGGCGCUGGAGCAGCAGUCUCCUGACAUUGCUCAGGGUGUUCACAUUGAUCGCAAUGAGGAGGACAUCGGGGCUGGGGAUCAGGGUUUGAUGUUUGGAUAUGCCACUGAUGAGACUGAGGAGUGCAUGCCUCUCACAAUCGUUCUUGCCCACAAACUGAAUGCCAAGAUGGCUGAACUGCGCCGCAAUGGCACCCUUCCAUGGCUCCGACCAGACUCAAAGACACAGGUUACUGUACAAUAUCGCCAGGACCGCGGUGCCAUGCUGCCAGUGCGUGUGCACACUAUUGUCAUCUCUGUCCAGCACGAUGAGGAUAUUUGCUUGGAGGAGAUGAGAGAUGCUCUGAAGGAGAAGGUCAUCAAGGCGGUUGUUCCCUGCAUUUACUUGGAUGAUGACACCAUCUACCACCUGCAGCCCAGUGGUCGUUUUGUUAUUGGAGGUCCACAGGGAGAUGCUGGCCUCACCGGACGUAAGAUCAUUGUAGACACUUACGGAGGCUGGGGAGCCCAUGGUGGCGGAGCCUUCUCUGGGAAGGAUUACACAAAGGUGGAUCGCUCUGCUGCUUAUGCAGCACGCUGGGUGGCCAAGUCCCUGGUGAAAGCUGAGCUUUGCAGGAGGGUGCUGGUCCAGGUGUCGUAUGCCAUUGGAGUUGCCCACCCCCUCUCGAUUUCUAUCUUCCACUAUGGGACAUCCCACAAGAGUGAGAGGGAGCUACUUGACAUCGUGAAGAAGAACUUUGAUCUCCGGCCUGGAGUCAUCGUCAGGGAUCUGGAUCUGAAGAAACCCUUGUAUCAGAGGACCGCAGCCUACGGCCACUUUGGCCGAGACUCCUUCCCUUGGGAGGUCCCCAAAAAACUCAAAUACUAAACCUGUUAAGCUUUUACCCCCAGGCUUGUUGGUGUAUACUACAGAGAAGCCUCCAAGGUUCCGGGGGUGAAAUGCCCUUUUCUCUCAUAUUGGUACCAUUUAACACAUUAACCGCUUUCCUCACUCCACCUCCAUUUUUUGUCUUGUUACUGUUUUUCUGCUGAUUGCAGUGUCGUGCUGGGUCCCAGGAGGCAUGCCUCAGAAACUUGAUGUUUUAAAGAACUAGAUGAGUUCCAUGAACUCAUGCACCGUAGUACUUACUGUUCUCCCAUGUCUUGAGGUCCCCCCCCCGCUUCGUAUUGUGAUGCGCUGAGUAGCGGCGUUCAGCCCUCAUUUUUGGCAUUCCACACUCAUCACUAUCGUCACUAUCACUGUCAUGGCGGUAGUAUAAUAGGCUUUGUGAUAUUCCUCUUAAUUUACUGGUGCUACAAAUGAGUCUGCAUGACAUCUAAAAGAAAACUAAUUUCAAAGUCCUCUCAAGUGCAUAUUUGGAGUUGUGUGAUCUGGCUGUGCCCCCCUAAAACUGUUAGCUUCUCUCCAUUCCUCCUGUUGUCAGCCUGGUACGGUUGUUCCUUGACCCCCAGUGUUCAUUUAUCCUUUUUGUUAGCUUGUUUUCCGCUUAUCCUUGUGGAGGAUGCUAGAAUGGCACAAUUUAAAAUUCAACGGUUGUUGCUGUUUUCACUAUUUUGAAAAAAAAAUGCUAUGCAUUGCAGGCUAAGGGGCAAGCCAAAUCCUAAUUAUUCAUGCUCUUAAAUGAGCAUUAGGCCUCAGACACCCCUGCAGACCUUUGCUGUUUUCUGACGUAAUACAGAAAAGUCAGAAGCUGCUGUCACUGCUCUGGUCUGCAGAGGUUUUAGUUAUACUUGAAGGUUAUGGAAAAAAAUUGAAUUGCUUAUGCAUUGAAAUUCAAUUUUAAACUAGUCAUUAAAAAAAACCUAGUUUCACUUGAUUAUUUUUUUUGUAUGGUUUGAAGUGACCUAAAGACUCAAUUUCCCUCAAGUAUAUAGAUGGCAGGUGUAGCUACAGAGAAACCUGUUUCAUCUUUGUCCUUAGAGGGGUGUGUUCUUUGCCACAGUCUUAUUGGCUAGGAAUUAAACCUCAACACUAUUUAUUUGUUCUCUGAAACUCGGCGUGGAUACAGAGAAGCCGAAAUUUCAGAAGGCAGCUUUAAACAAACUUGGGUAUUAGGUCUUGACUUUCUUGUGACGUGGUCAUUUUGGUGUUUGGCUUGAGGCUCCAGAGUGUUGUACAGAAAAGCUUUGGACUGCCUCGGCAAGAAAGUGUCACUGGCUAAUUGUAAAUGACUAUUUUACAACCGUUUUUUAUUUUUGGACUGCAGAACUUAUUUUUUUAGGCAGGUUAGUUAUCAAAAAUCCCAUUUUUAAAAUAUCUGGUGCAAUUAUUUUAUUUUUUUUGGCUCAAGCCUAUCCCCGUUACUGUGAUGGCAACAUUUGGUUGGUGUAGUACAGAGAAACCAGCCUUGUUUACAUGUCCAUCUCACGUGUGGGAUAGUUUUGGUUUUGGUCCCCUUUUUUUUUUUUUUUUUUUUUUAAAACUACUCGGAGGUCAUCCCGUUGGCUAUAGUAAGUGUAAGAGUGCCUUUUCUAUUUCCUCUGCUCCCCAUUUGCUUUUCUCCCCACCACCAACAUGCAUUCAACUUCCAAAGGAACACGUAGCUCAUUCUGUAUUAAACUUCAUGUCUGGACUGGGUAGUUUCCUUCUCUGUAAUAAACAACUACACCUCUCAAAUGUC